AAUCUGCCUUGUGUGGAUUGUACACGGAAAUCCGGUAGAGAGAGGUAUCAUGGCUGGAAGAUCAACCAGAGGUAGGGGUGGAAAGACCCAUGCCUUCAUCCCUGAGCCCUUUGAUGGACACAAUCUAAAAGUGGACAAAUGGCUAUACCAAUUUGAUGUCAUUAGUGACCUCAACAACUGGGAUGAUUCCACUCAGAUAAAGUUCCUGACUGAGUCUCUCAAAGGAGAAGCCUUGGAUGUCUACACAAAACUUAGUCCCAAGGCCAAAGGUGACUGCCAGGCUGUGAAAGAUGCCCUGAUUGAAGCCUUCCAUUCUGGCACUGGGCAUAGGCAACCUCAUGGCCCUAAGGAGAUUGUAUUUGCCAAUAGUAUGGGCAAGGGAUAUUACCUCAAGGGGAAAAUUGAGGGUAUUCCUGUGAGGUUCCUAGUAGACUCUGGAGCCCAGGUGUCAGUGGUCCAUCCAGACUUGUGGGAGCAGGCUACUGAUGGAGACUUGGACACCCUCCGGCCCUUUGAAAAUGUAGUAAAAGUAGCCAAUGGCGCUGAGAUGAAGAUCUUGGGCAUCUGGGAUACCACAGUGACCCUGGGAAAGCUUGAAAUGGAGGCUGAAUUCUUGGUGGCCAAUGCAAGCACAGAAGAAGCCAUCAUCGGGACAGACGUACUCCAAGACCAUGGUGCCAUCUUGGAUUUCAAACACCGCACAUGUACCCUGAGAGGAAAGAAGUUCCGCCUUCUGCCUGUCGGAGGCUCCCUGGAAGAAGAGUUUGACCUGGAGCUCAUAGAAGAGAUCUCUGACAAUUGAACUUUCUCUUUACUUAAGCCUGGAAAUAUGGUCUGGGAGACUGUCAAGGAAGUGAGGGGCAGGUGGGAGGAGGAGGAUAGAAUACAUCCUCUGUAGAGGUUGUAAUCGACCAACCUUCUGGAACCAGUCUUCUCUUUCCUUCUUACAGAGCUCAGAUCUGUUCCUAUGGUUAUGGGGUGUGAGGGAAGGAGCAAAAGUUUCUGAUGAAUAAUGCACUGGUAAGGGACAAUAGGCCUGUAUGUCUUACAGAAGUGGAUGGCUUCUAAAUGGAUGGAUUCCUUCUAUUGUCAUCUUAUUCUCUCUUGCAAAGAUUUAACAACUAGAAAGCUGCAUCUAACAGAGGGUUAGUAAUCCAUUCUUUGUAAGAGGGACUUUAGUCCCCAAUCCCAUCCACUAGAGAUAGUUACACUAAGCUUUCAGGGAUCCAUACUGAGAGUCUCUGCUAAAAUAUCCAUUAACUACAGAUAUUUCAGAAGCCUCUCAAUGUUGGUUCCAUAGGGAGUCCCCAAACUAUCUGUAGAUUAUCUUUUUUUCUUUUUUACUUCUAUUGUCUGUUCUGCAUGGCCUAUUUCUGUCACUUACUUGAAAACUUUGGAACCUUGCACCAAUGAUUAGACUAUUUCUAAAACCAAUAAAUACUAAUUUGGCCCAAUUA
This is a messenger RNA of Sarcophilus harrisii (Tasmanian devil), 1457 nucleotides long. It is a transcript of the gene ASPRV1, whose product is annotated as aspartic peptidase retroviral like 1. Gene Ontology annotation, cellular component: membrane. Gene Ontology annotation, biological process: proteolysis. Bases 50 to 802 code for a protein of 250 amino acids. The record is from RefSeq and is a predicted model, not a curated record. Gene Ontology annotation, molecular function: aspartic-type endopeptidase activity. The transcript has a single exon. NCBI's taxonomy places the organism in Eukaryota, Metazoa, Chordata, Mammalia, Dasyuromorphia, Dasyuridae.